AUGAUGACCACCGCAUCCAUCGGGCUGUACAUCCACUCUGUCUACUGGUUCCUCGUGAUCAACUUCGACAACACCGCCGUCAUCAACGGCGACAUGCCUUGGACUCUGCUGUCGCAAUCUGCUCUUAUGGGCUUCAUGUCGUUCCUUGUGCGAUGCAUGUUUGCGCGCCGCCUGUGGCGAUUGAGCCAGUACGACUUCGCCAUCACGGCCGGGGUGAUCGCGCUCUCCGCCGCGAAUCUGUUUUCUCUGACCAUACUGACAGUGGAAAGCAUUACGAAUCUACACUCUAGCGGACCGGGAGACCUCAAGAAGAUCCUGGAAGCCGCCUUCGCGACGAGCGUUGCCGCCGACGUUUCGCUCACCGCUGCGUUGUGCUACUUUCUGUACAGGUCGCGUACGCAUAUCAGGGAAACGGAUGAGGUGCUGAGUGAGCUGACACUGUAUACAUUCAACACCGGAUUAUUGGUCGUCGUGGACAUCGUCAUCAGCCUGGUCUUGUUUUUGACAUCGACAACGGCCUCCCUCGUGUUCAUUCCGACUUACAUUGUAUCUGCCGUCCUGUAUUUCAACUCAUUCCUACUUUCGCUGAAUGCGCGCCGCGAGUUCCGCAACAAGCUGGACAACAGCAUCCACGUGUUAGCCGCUCAACACCCUGCACUUCGUAGUAGAACACUACCGCCUACUCCAUCCCCGUCCCCACCAAGUACCGAAGAAUCUGGAGACGAUGUUAUCCAUAUUUGUGUGCGCCGGGAGGCGGAGCGGGUCUCUGCAGCGACCGUGUAG
Messenger RNA from Sparassis crispa, 783 nucleotides. RefSeq lists its product as hypothetical. Lineage: Eukaryota; Fungi; Basidiomycota; Agaricomycetes; Polyporales; Sparassidaceae. The transcript is spliced from 16 exons. The record is from RefSeq and is a predicted model, not a curated record. The coding region runs from base 1 to 783 and encodes 260 amino acids.